UCUAUCGGAUGUCUCCAAACGAGCUUGAUGAGCUUCGCCGCCAACUCAAGGAACUCGUAGAGAAGGGUUGGAUCCGGCCGAGUGUCUCUCCUUACGGAUCUCCAGUACUAUUCGUACCUAAGAAGAAGAGGACAAUCUCAGGAUGUGCAUUGACUAUAGGGGCCUCAAUGCCAUCACUGUGAAGAACAGAGAGUCCCUACCGCGCAUCGACGAUCUGUUAGAUAGAGUGCAAGAGUGUCGGUACUUCAGCAAGAUAGAUCUGAAGUCCAGGUACCAUCAGAUUGCAAUUCGGCCCGAGGAUCAACACAAAACCGCUUUUCAGACCAGGUACGGUCUGUACGAGUUUGUGGUGAUGCCUUUUGGCCUUUGCAAUGCUCCUGGCACCUUUCAACACGCUAUGAAUAGGAUAUUCCAUGACUACUUGGAUAAGUUUGUCAUCAUGUACCUCGUACUUAUUUUUAGUAAGAUUGUCGAGGAACAUGUUGCACACUUGAACAAAGUCCUCGGUCUCCUGCGACAGCACAAGUUCAAGAUUAACGGUGAAAAGUGUGAGUUUGGCCGUACCCGUGUCUUGUACUUGGGUCAUGAGAUCUCCACGGAAGGGUUGAAGCUCGAUGACGCGAAGGUGGCCAGCAUUCGUGAUUGGCCACGUCCUCAGUCUGUGACUGAGAUGAAAUCUUUCUUAGGAAUGACAGGCUACUAUAGAACUUUCGUGAAGAACUAUAGCAUAGUGGCCGCUCCUUUGACUGAUCUGACCCGCCUUGACACCCCAUGGGAGUGGACAGAAAAGUGCGAGGUUGCUUUCAGACAUCUGAAGCAUGCAUUAACUCACUAUGAAGUCUUAAAACUUUCUGAUCCUGACAAGCCGUUCAUAGUCACCACGGAUGCCAGCAAGUACGGCAUUGGCGCCGUGCUCGCGCAGCAGGAGGGGCCAAAGUUGAGGCCAGUUGAGUACAUGUCUAAGAAAAUGUCGUCUCAGAAGUUGGCUAAGUCCACUUAUGAGAAGGAACUUUAUGCGGUGUACAAAACUCUCACCCAUUGGAGACAUUAUCUCCUUGGGAGGUUCUUCAUCCUCAAGACUGAUCAUCAAACCCUGAAAUGGAUGAGAACCCAGUCGGUACUCUCUGACGCUCUCAAGCGUUGGAUCGAAGUCAUAGAGCAAUAUGACUUUGACCCUCAGUAUCUCAAAGGGGAGUAUAACAAGGUUGCUGACGCCCUUUCGCGCAGACCAGACUUCUCAGGUGCGUUGAUUACUGAGUUCAGUCUUACGGACAAUGUUACUCAAUCUUUGGUGGAAGCCUAUCGCGAGGACCAGUUUAUGUCUGAGAUCAUACGCAGACUUGAGGCGAAGGACAAGAAGACGUCCGCCGAGUUUGAGUUGGUCAAUGGAUUGCUGUUCCUAGAGAAGGCAGGGAAUAAACGCUUGUGUGUUCCAAAUAGCGAGUCUUUGCGUAGUUUGUUUCUAGGUGAAAGUCAUGAUGCCACCGGUCAUUUCGGGUAUAAGAAGACCGCAGCCAACUUGCUGCAACGAUUCUGGUGGCCCACGAUGAUGCGAGAUGCACAGCUGUACGUGAAGACUUGUCAAGUUUGUCAACGGGACAAGCCCCGUACCCAGGCUCCUCUUGGGCUACUUAAGCCCCUUCCGAUUCCGGAAAGGCUGGGUGAAAGCUUGUCCAUGGACUUCAUAGAUACGCUGGUCACCAGCAAGAGUGGGAUGAGGCAGAUCUUCGUCAUCGUGGACAGGUUUAGUAAGUAUGCUAGGUUAAUUGCCAUGCCGGAAACAACGAAGACCGAGUAUGUAAUCAGGCUGUUCAAAGAGAACUGGGUGAGGGAUUUUGGAUUGCCUAAGUCUAUUGUAAGUGACAGGGAUGUCAGAUUUACAAGUGAGUUAUGGAAGGCCGCUGCAGCUGAACAGGGAAAUCAACUGCAAAUGACUUCUGGAAACCAUCCAGAAGCAAACGGCCAGGCUGAACAGAUGAACCAGGCUGUUCAACACCUGUUGAGGCAUUACAUUAAGCCCAACCAGGUGGACUGGGACGAGAAGCUUGCUCUUGUCGCCAGUCUAUAUAAUAACGUUGUACACAGCGCUACCGGGAAAAUGCAGGAGGUUGUGGAGCACAUGCAGAAGGCGCAGCCAACAAUGAUAGAAUCUGAGAAUAAACAUCGCCGCCCUUUUACAUUUCAGGUUGGGGACAGAGUCUGGGUCAAGUCUUCAGAACUGGGACAGGAGUUCGGGAUAUCCCGCAAACUCAUGCCUCAGUACUUUGGACCUUGGGAAGUUUUAGACGUAGUAGGGACAGAUCCUGAUGGUCCAUCUUAUGUCAUCCGUAUCCCUGGUCAUCUCAGAACUUACCCUGUUUUUCACGCCUCUAAGCUCGCUGUGUUCGGGGAAACUGAUCAGUUUCCCUCUCGUCGUUCGAUGCUGCCCCCAACCAUGGAUGUAGAGGUCGACAUUGACGAUAUCAUCGACCAUAGAGAAAUGCCUGUGCAGAAGCCUCCAGGAAGGGGACGUCGUCCAAAGCCAAAGCUGCAGUUCCGUGUCCACUUCAGACAUCAUACAAAUCCGAAGGAGGACCGCUGGUUUACUCGGGAGGAAUUGAUGCAGACCGCUCCUCAAAUCGUUGCCCGCUAUGAGACAGAUGUAUUGAAAGGAAAGCGCCAGAUGGCGGCAGAUUGAUCUUCUUAGAGGACUAACGAACAUAUGGAGGAGGGAAUGCGAGGCUACGCCCGCUUAGCCCCUACGGG
Molecule: messenger RNA, 2745 nt
Organism: Chara braunii
Lineage: Eukaryota; Viridiplantae; Streptophyta; Charophyceae; Charales; Characeae
Source: the annotation of a GenBank genome assembly